AUGCAGGCCAAGCUCGUCCUCCUCUCCGCCCUCGCGGCCUCCGUCUCCGCGACCGUCGACUUCCACGCCGCCGUCGCCGCCCGCGAGGCCCCCGCGGCCCUCGCCCCCCGCCAGACCGUCGACGCCGAGUGCCAGUCGGCCGUCCUGUCCGCCGGCAGCUCCAUCCCCACGCCUCCCCCCGAGGUGGUCUCCGCCAUCGGCAACAACAAGCAGACGGACCCCUGCAGCUUCUCGACGCCCGCCUCCCUCUCCAAGGAGUUCGCCAGCUACUCGUCGCAGCUCGAGUCGUGGGCCUCGAAGAACAAGGACAUCCUGACCAAGUGCUCCGCCCUCGCCGACCUCAACACCAUCUCCGUCACCUCGUGCGACAAGAAGGGCGGUGCCUCCACCAAGGCCACCGGCGCCGGCGCCUCCUCCACCAACGGUGUUGCCCGCGAGACCGGCAUGGCUGUUGCUGCCAUGGCUGCCGCUGGCAUUGCCGCCAUUGCUCUGUAA
Purpureocillium lilacinum is the source of this 495-nucleotide messenger RNA. RefSeq lists its product as uncharacterized. Lineage: Eukaryota; Fungi; Ascomycota; Sordariomycetes; Hypocreales; Ophiocordycipitaceae. The record is from RefSeq and is a predicted model, not a curated record.